AGCAAAACUGCUGUGGGCCCUGCGUGGGCUAAAUCACAUGGGGUCCAUGUGGGAUAAGUAUGGGUUUGCCUUGCCCACACUGUCCCAUACAGUAAACCCACAUCAACAGUACCUACGGUGGGCCCGCUUGCUCAUGUUUGAUAGGGUACUGUUCUGUUCAUGUGGUCAUAUGUAGACCAUAUCUAUCUCAAAGUUUGACAUACCAUGCGUUCUGAGAUGCUUUUACAAGCAUCAGCGAGGGAAACAAGGUGUUUCCCUAACUGGAUGUUUUGUUUAAUUGUUUUGCGCACCGUUCGGUGUAAACUCUAGAUACUUCUAUGUGUGAAAAUCCCCACACACCAGCAAUUUCUGAAAUACUUAAACUAGCCAAUCUGACACCAAUAACAACGCCAUGGUUAAAGUCACAGAGAUCACAUUUCCCCCCAUUCUGAUGUUUGAUGUGAACAUUAAAUGAAGCUCUUGAUCUGAAUCUGCGUGCUAAUUCUGUAUCAGGAUUUCUGCCUGGCUGCUUUUUUUCAGUGAGUUUGUCUUCUUCUUUAUCUCUAAAUCUAUCUGUAUUCUGCAUUAGCCAGCAUCGUUGUCAUUUAUCCAGCUUUACCACUGAAUCAAUCAAUCUCUCUCUCUCUCUCUCUCUCUCUCUCUCUCUCUUAUUCACACACACACUCUCUCUCUCUCUCACUCUCUCUCAUUGCUGAAUGGCUGGGAGUGUGGCGUGAAAGGAGGACCAGUAGGCAUGCAGGAGGUGGAGAAAACAGAGACGAGUGUUUCACUGUAAUAAUCCAGUGGGAGCUGAUGCUCAUUUCCACCAUCUCUUGAUUGCUUUGGCGUUCACACGUAUACACAUGUGGCUGCUGCUGUAGACGGCAGCUUCAGACUCUCGGUGUACUGGAUGGAGGCACAGGGAGGGGCAGGUAGCCCAGAUGAGACUAAAAAAGGCCAGAAGCUGCUGAAGCCCUCGACGUCAGGAGAACUGUCAAAAGAGCCGUUCCAUCAUUGCCUGGGUGAGGAGGACAGAGUAAUUCCCGGACACACCCCAAGCCUGCUGCAUGUCACUGACAGACGGCGUGAGUUCCGGGAGCCUCUGAGCAGCGUUUCCUCUCUCGAGGUUCACUUCGACUUGCUCGACCUGACAGAACUCACGGACAUGUCCGACCAGGAGCUGGCCGAAGUCUUCGUCGAUUCUGAUGAAGAAAACCCAGAGUCACCUGCAAGUUAUCACCACCACCCAGGCAGAGGAAGCUACCUGCGCUCUCCCUCUUGGACACGCUACAGUAAGGAGGAGCAGUCGCACGACCGGAAGCACCACAGCGAUUCAGACAGCACCGAGUCCUCUCACAAACUGGAACGACCCAAAAAACCAUGAGAGAAACACAGCCGACACACACACACACACACACACACAUCUGGGUCACGUUAACACACAGACCCGUGGUGCUAAAGACAAUAAAAUGUGAUCUCAUGCUCUCGUCCUCUCGUACAGGAAGUGUGGCAGCGACACAGAGCAACACAAACAGCCCUGUCUCUGUAUACAUCUGAGUCUUAUGAAGGGCUUUCAUUUGUCUGGGUCACUGAAGACGUUUAUUUUAUAAGGAGCUAUAAGCUUCAAGUAAGACCUGUCGAACCAGGACAGGAGUUAGCGAGACGUCAUAACAGCUUUGUGUUUGAGUGACGUAUAAUUUGCUGCUUUAAAAAAAAUGAAUGAAGUGAGUGUAAAUAAUAAUGCUCCAUAAGCAAGGCUGAAAGGAAGCCAUCAGAAAAGCCUGUAUAUUAACACACACACACACACACACAAAUGCUCAGAUGCCAAGAACAUUUUUUAAACACUGUGUACUAUAGACAUUUCUUAACCCUUAAAAAUAGAAUAAAUGGUUAAUCAGCUCUCCAGUUUGAAAGCAGAUGAUUGUGAUUUAGGUUUCUUCUGAUCAUUACUGUAGACAUUAAAGGUGUGUUUAGUGACUUUGCCAAUAGAACAUAUAAAACUGAAUGUAUUUACCCACACAGGCUUUCUCCGUUGAGCAGAUAUUUUAUUACAGCUGAAAUGGGAAAUUAAAACGGAUCUACAUCAUGAAAAUUAACUUUCUCCUCAGUUUAAAUGGUCUGCACUUAUAUAGCGCUUUUAUCCAAAGUUCUUUACACUGUGUCUCAUUCACCCAUUCGCUCACACACACAACAAUGGUAGCAGAGCUGCCAUGCAAGGCGCUAACUUGCCAUCGGAAGCAACUUGGGGUUCAGUGUCUUGCCCAGAGACACUUCAUGUGGAGUCACGUGG
Molecule: messenger RNA, 2269 nt
Organism: Ictalurus furcatus (blue catfish)
Lineage: Eukaryota; Metazoa; Chordata; Actinopteri; Siluriformes; Ictaluridae
Product: dysbindin domain-containing protein 1-like
Exons: 4
Coding region: 890-1363 (157 amino acids)
Biological process (GO): negative regulation of protein kinase activity
Cellular component (GO): cytoplasm
Source: RefSeq, a predicted model, not a curated record